Erinaceus europaeus (western European hedgehog) is the source of this 5166-nucleotide messenger RNA. RefSeq names its product endosome-lysosome associated apoptosis and autophagy regulator family member 2 (gene ELAPOR2). The transcript is spliced from 22 exons. Gene Ontology annotation, biological process: positive regulation of BMP signaling pathway. The record is from RefSeq and is a predicted model, not a curated record. Lineage: Eukaryota; Metazoa; Chordata; Mammalia; Eulipotyphla; Erinaceidae. The coding region runs from base 170 to 3259 and encodes 1029 amino acids.
ACGGGAGCAUCGUCUCUGGCUGCCCGGGCGGUGAGCACAGCAGAGCUGUCAGCGGGCUGGGAGCGAGGGAGCGGAGAGCGGAGCGCUCAAUCCUCGCGGCCCGGAGCCAGUGCGCGCUUUCCCUGCAGAGGCUGCCUGCGGCCGGCCGACCGCAGCGGGACAGGCGGAGAUGUGGCUCCGCGCCCCGGGGUCGACGCGGGGGAGGGGCCGGGCGCGGCUGGCGGGGGCUCCCCGCUGCGGACUCUCGGUUCCUUGGAGCCCCGCCUGGAUUUGUUGCUGGGCGCUCGCCGGCAGCCAGGUGGCCUGGGCUGGGGACCUGCCCUCUUCCUCCAGCCGCCUGCUUCCUCCUUGCCAGGAGAAAGAUUACCACUUUGAAUAUACAGAAUGUGAUAGCAGUGGCUCCAGGUGGAGGGUUGCCAUUCCGAAUUCCGCAGUGGACUGCUCGGGCCUGCCUGACCCCGUGAGAGGCAAAGAAUGCACUUUUUCCUGUGCUUCUGGAGAGUAUCUAGAAAUGAAGAACCAGGUAUGCAGUAAGUGUGGCGAAGGUACCUACUCCUUGGGCAGUGGCAUCAAAUUUGAUGAAUGGGAUGAAUUACCAGCUGGAUUUUCCAACGUUGCAACGUUCAUGGACACUGUGGUCAGCCCUUCUGACAGUAGGCCAGACGGCUGUAACAAUUCUUCUUGGAUCCCUCGUGGAAAUUACAUAGAGUCAAAUCGUGAUGACUGUACAGUGUCUUUGAUCUAUGCUGUGCAUCUCAAGAAGUCAGGUUAUGUCUUCUUUGAGUACCAGUAUGUCGACAACAACAUCUUCUUUGAGUUCUUUAUUCAAAAUGAUCAGUGCCAGGAGAUGGACACCACCGCAGACAAGUGGGUAAAGCUCACGGACAAUGGAGAAUGGGGCUCUCAUUCUGUAAUGCUGAAAUCAGGCACAAAUAUAUUAUACUGGAGAACUACAGGCAUCCUUAUGGGAUCUAAGGUGGUCAAGCCAGUGUUGGUAAAAAAUAUCACAAUUGAAGGUGUGGCAUAUACAUCAGAGUGCUUUCCAUGUAAACCAGGCACCUUCAGUAAUAAACCAGGGUCAUUCAACUGCCAAAUUUGUCCCAGAAACACUUAUUCUGAGAAGGGUGCAAAAGAAUGCAUCAAGUGUGCAGAGGACUCCCAUUUUUCAGAGGAAGGAUCCAGUGAGUGUAUGAAGCGCCCUGCCUGUAACACAAAGGACUAUUUCCAGAUCCACACUCCAUGUGAUGAAGAGGGAAAGACACAGAUAAUGUACAAGUGGAUUGAGCCCAAAAUCUGCCGGGAAGAUCUUACAGAUGCUAUUAGGUUGCCCCCUUCUGGAGAGAAGAAGAAUUGUCCACCUUGCAACCCUGGAUUUUAUAACAAUGGAUCAUCUUCCUGCCAUCCCUGCCCCCCUGGAAUGUUUUCAGAUGGAACAAAGGAAUGCAGACCAUGUCCAGCAGGAACAGAGCCAGCACUUGGGUUUGAAUAUAAAUGGUGGAAUGUCCUCCCUGGCAACAUGAAAACUUCCUGCUUCAAUGUUGGGAAUUCUAAAUGUGAAGGAAUGAAUGGUUGGGAAGUGGCUGGAGAUCAUAUCCAGAGUGGGGCUGGAGGCUCUGAUAAUGAUUACCUGAUCUUAAAUAUGCAUAUACCAGGAUUUAAACCACCCACAUCUAUGACUGGAGCCAUGGGGACUGAACUGGGACGAAUAACUUUUGUUUUCGAGACCUUCUGUUCUGCAGACUGUGUUCUGUACUUCAUGGUGGAUAUUAAUAGAAAAAGUACCAAUGUGGUGGAAUCCUGGGGUGGAACAAAAGAAAAACAAGCUUAUACUCACAUCAUCUUCAAGAAUGCAACAUUUACAUUUACAUGGGCUUUCCAGAGAACUAAUCAGGGUCAAGAUAAUAGACGUUUCAUCAAUGACAUGGUGAAGAUUUAUUCUAUCACUGCCACUAAUGCAGUUGAUGGGGUGGCGUCCUCAUGCCGUGCUUGUGCCCUUGGUUCUGAACAGUCAGGUUCAUCGUGUGUCCCCUGCCCUCCAGGCCACUACAUUGAGAAAGAAACCAACCAGUGCAAAGAGUGUCCAACUGACACCUACCUGUCCAUACAUCAGGUAUAUGGCAAGGAAGCUUGCAUUCCAUGUGGACCUGGAAGUAGAAACACUCAGGAUCACUCAAGUUGCUAUAGUGACUGCUUUUUCUACCAUGAAAAAGAAAACCAGAGUUUGCACUAUGACUUCAGCAACCUCAGCAGUGUGGGUUCACUAAUGAAUGGCCCCAGCUUUACCUCUAAAGGAACAAAAUACUUCCAUUUCUUCAAUAUCAGUUUAUGUGGGCAUGAGGGGAAGAAGUUGGCUCUCUGUACCAACAAUAUAACAGACUUUACUGUAAAGGAAAUGGUGGCAGGGUCAGAUGAUUACACAAAUUUGGUAGGAACAUUUGUGUGUCAGUCAACUAUUAUUCCUUCUGAAAGUAAGGGUUUCCGAGCAGCCUUAUCAUCACAAUCCAUCAUUCUGGCAGAUACGUUUUUAGGAGUCACAGUUGAAACAACACUACAAAAUAUUAAUAUAAAAGAAGGUAUGUUCCCAGUAUCACCAAGUCAACUACCAGAUGUGCAUUUCUUUUACAAGUCUUCUACAACUACACCAUCUUGUGUUAAUGGCCGAUCAACUGCUGUGAAAAUGAGGUGUAAUCCUACUAAACCAAAUGCAGGAGUGAUUUCAGUCCCUAGUAAGUGUCCAGCAGGCACCUGCGAUGGCUGUACAUUCUACUUCCUGUGGGAAAGCACUGAAGCUUGCCCUCUGUGCACAGAGCACGACUUUCAUGAAAUUGAAGGGGCCUGUAAAAGAGGAUUUCAGGAGACAUUAUAUGUGUGGAAUGAACCUAAGUGGUGCAUUAAAGGGAUUUCUUUACCUGAGAAAAAGUUGUCAACCUGCGAAACAGUUGACUUUUGGCUGAAAGUGGGUGCUGGUGUGGGGGCUUUCAUAGCCGUUUUGCUGGUGGCUCUAACUUGCUAUUUCUGGAAAAAAAAUCAGAAAUUGGAGUACAAAUAUUCUAAAUUAGUAAUGACGACAAAUUCAAAAGAAUGUGAACUCCCAGCUGCAGACAGUUGUGCUAUCAUGGAAGGAGAAGAUAAUGAAGAGGAAGUUGUAUACUCCAAUAAAAAGUCAUUACUGGGAAAACUGAAAUCCUUGGCAACAAAGGAAAAAGAAGACCACUUUGAAUCUGUUCAGCUGAAAUCCUCAAGAUCUCCAAAUAUAUGAACUGCAAACUGAUGAACAAGCAAAACUACUCUAGUUUUAUGGGACCAUAGUUUAGAGUCCAUCCUCAUACCUGGCACAUUGGUGAUCUCACAGUGGGCCAUAUUGCUGAAAAAGGAAGGAGGCUGAAAUGUUUGAUUGCCUUAUCCCAUGGUCAAGUAUCUUUGCAAAAACAGGAAAGCAAAUGGUUUGGGUCUCAAGUAAAGAUGAAGCUCAACUCAGGAAGAGAUUUAUCUGUAUAUAUUUAUAAGUGAAAACCAAGAUUACACCAACCAGUGCACUGCUGAUGCAUGCCAUAUAACUAAUGGAAAAUGUUUGUUCUUUACAAUUUCAACAUAAAAUAUGUUCUUUGAGCAAAGAUGUGCACAUAUGCAUUGUGGUUCCACUUAUGCCUUUUCUUUGUUUAUAUUCAUGGGGAUAUUUGAGAAAUUUUAAGGUAUAGUUAUUUUCCCCAUUAUUUAUUUUCCUGAUGAACCUGAAAACAUCUUUUCUAUUAAAAUGGUGAAUAAUGAAAUACAAUAAAAUUUCCACUUUUUCUAUAGGGCAUAUUUCUUGAUUACAGAAGAAGCCUAAGUAAGCAGUCAUUUUUUGGGCUAGCAGGUGUUGGGGUUACCUAAACUUCUAUUCACUUUUGAGAUCCUACCCUUGUUGGAACAAGUAAAAGGGCUUGACUGUAAGUGUUGAGUGCAUUAAGAAAUAAAGGCAAAAAAGCUUUUGCUUUCCAUUAAUACAAACUGACACUAUAAUAGAAGUUAGAUGGCUUAAAACAGUUUGUGCAGUGCCUGAAAUGAGUGGGAAAACUUGUUUAACAAAUCACUUGGGAAAUCAUAAAUCAUAAAGUAGGAUGGUUUGUAUAUAAGUACAGAUCACUGUUUAAAGGUAUUGUGAUAAUUUUAUGGUCUCCAGAAAAUGGUAGUGGUACCAUUUGCUCUAUGGACAAGCAUCAAAGGAUAUAUGGUUAUUUUUCUGCUAUAAAAUUUUGAGAACUGUGACUUCCAUGGAAGUUUUUAAGUCAAUAUGGCAGUUAAAUUUUGAAGAUUGCAUAUGAUUAUAUUUAUAAUAAGGUUGUUUUAUCCUAAGCAGUUAUGAAAUUAGUGUUGUCUUUAUUCAACAGUGAUCCAGAUAAUUGUGACACUUUCUGUGAUGCUUGGAACAUCCCAUGACGGUUUUAUCAUAUAACGAUUAGUGGUCCUAGCACAACUUGAAUAUUACUUGUUGAAGGAAGUUUGAAUUGAAUUUGACCAAUUUUGUAAAAACCUUAAUUGUUUUAAAAGUAGGAAAGAGGAGGAGUUUCCUGGCCAUUGCUGAUCAGAGAUAUGCUAGUUUGUCUUCAAUAAACAGUAAUAGUUAUAGUUCUUAAACCAAUUUUUUUUUUAAAGAAAGACUGCUGAUUAUCUGAGAAAGGCAGAGCACAUGAGUAGGAUUUGUUGAGUGUUUAAUCUCAUCUUUCAGUGAAAUAUAACUUUUAGCUUUUGAUUCAGCAAAUGAUAUCUUUAUUUCUGUAGAAAGUAGAAGAAAAAUAAUUGCGUUUCAUUGUCAGAUGGGUAGAACACUGAAUCACUGUGUUAUUGUUGAAUGAAUGUUUUGUAUAUAUUCCCCCUUUUUUCCUAUUAUGCUUGAUAGGACAGAGAGAAAUUGAGAGCGGAGGGACAGAUAGAGAGGAAGAGAGACAGACACUUGCAGCCCUGCUCCACCAAUUGUGAAGCCCCCCUCUUGCAGGUGUGUGCAUAUUUCUGCUGUUGGACUCAUCGGUGUAGGUGAGGUUAUCGUUACUGUAUUGCUUGUUGUGGGGUUCAGGGAUGGUAUCACUCAGCAUACCUCCUCUUCAUGAUUAAUUUCUUUCUUUUUCCUUUUUUUUUUUUUUUUUGCCUCCAGGGUUAUUGCUGGUGCUCGGUGUCUGCACUAUGAAU